Fibroporia radiculosa is the source of this 1626-nucleotide messenger RNA. RefSeq lists its product as uncharacterized. The coding region runs from base 1 to 1626 and encodes 541 amino acids. NCBI's taxonomy places the organism in Eukaryota, Fungi, Basidiomycota, Agaricomycetes, Polyporales, Fibroporiaceae. The record is from RefSeq and is a predicted model, not a curated record. The transcript has 2 exons.
AUGGCCUCUGCCCCUGUAUCCGCAGGACCUUCUCGCUCGUCCCCUCAGCGCCAGUUCAUCGACACGAGCCCUUCAACACCAGAUACAAACGCUGAUAUCGAAAGUGACUUUGAAGACGAGUACACCCCUAGCGACGGCUCAGAGAGCGAUUAUGAAUCAGCGAUGAAGGAUCAGGCUCUGAACGAGAAAGAUUUCAAGGGAAAAACCGUCCCGCGUCCCCAUGCACGUACAUCGUCGAGCGACACGCGCAUUCGCGACGGAUCCAAGCCGUGGACAGACCUCGACCUAUCUAUUAUUGUCGCGUGCGUGUCUCCUAUUGGCAACUGGCUUACGGGAGGAGACCAUGUCAAGAAUCUCUUUCUCGUUAUUCUCUUAAUCUUUUAUCUGCAUCAGCUCGUCGAAGUUCCUUGGGGCCUGUAUCAAGCCUCCAGACCCCGUAAGCCGGUCAUUCCUCAUUCAAGUCUACCCGCGAAUCGCGCUGUGGCGCUGGCAGCCACCGAGCUCCGGCAGCAAGAGCUAUUUUUACUUCUGCUGACCAUUGUGUCACCAUUGAUAGGCGCUCUCUUCCUUCAGUACAUGUUGGAUACUCUAGGCGGCGCAGAAUCGCUCUCCUGGUUCAGCACAACUCUCUUUGUGCUCGCAACUGGCAUCAGACCAUGGUCGCACCUUAUCUCUCGCGUCCGAGCUCGCACCACUACACUUCAUGAUGCGAUACAUUAUCCUCCUACUGCAGAGGCGAAGCGCACAGACGAGGAGCUUGCCAAAGUGACCAAGCGCUUGCUUGCUCUCGAGGAAGAGAUGAAAGAGCUUCGCGAACGUGCAGCACAUGGGGCACGUCUGCAGGUCGUCUGUGACGACCUGAGCGAAGCUCUUGGCAAUCUUGAGAGAGGCACAAAACGCAACGAGCGCAAGGCAGAUUCGGCUCGAGUUGCAUUCACGAGUAGGCUUGCCGCUCUGGAGAAAGGACUUGUGCAGCUAGACCAGAAUCGGAGACUUGAUAUGGAUGCUCUCAAGACGGCGCACGCAUACAGCCCACCGGUCUACCUCGUUGUGUACAAACGACUGAGAAGCUAUGUCGCGCCGUUUGCGACUGGCCUGUUACGCCUCCCCAUGGUGAUUUGGACGCUCGGCUCACUGGACGUGGAUGCGAAAAGACCCGACAAGUAUGGCGGCAAUGGCAGUGAUGCUGGUGUCGUCCGGAAUGGCAUCCUCAAAAAUGCCAGUGUUAACGGGAAUGUCUCGUUGGUUCGUACACCAAGCGGACAACAUUCGGGGUCUCCGCAUCUGCCGACCAUUCAAGAAGUGCGCUCUGAUGUAGAAGCUGACGUGGAAGCGGAUUCCGACGGCACAUAUGUCUCGGAGAAGGAGAAGGGAGAGCCGCUGUCACCUGCCAUAAAUCCCAAAGAAAGGCUCGUAAAGAGGGUCCGGAGCAGGAGCAGGAGCAGGAGUGGGGGCAGCGGAAGCACAAGAAGCUCAAUGGGCCGUAUGCGCAGAAUGCCUUCAUUUCACGAGUGGGCUUUCGAGUUGGCACAGAGUAUAGUGCUAUGGCCAUACCACGCGAGCGUCCGCAUUCUGGUCGCGAUUGCGCCACCAGUACACCGGAUUCUGAAGAGUUUUCGUGCCUGA